UUGCAUGAUUUAUAAGUUUGUCUUUCGAUUGUUAUCCGUUUUCGGUUGCUGUUUUAAAUUUUAAGUGUAUGCUGUAUUCCCAUUUAAAAAUAGAGAUUAACAACAGUUCUGGUUUAAGGCAGCUUUGGACUGUUACUUAAUUCCUGUUCGUGCGCCAGCGAUCUACAGUCGCUACUUUCCGGGUCUAGGGCAGCUUUGUCAAAGAACAUCGGAACUUCACAAUGCCUCCCGCUCCACCCAUCAUCCUGGCGUUUUCCAACCCGGAAAAUGAUUUCCGGGGUAAACAGUUGGUGAUCAGUAAUAUCAAUGCCUGUCAGAUCGUCGCCGACGCUGUGAGGUCCACGUUGGGUCCUCGCGGUAUGGACAAGAUGAUUGUCGAGGGUAACGCCAAGGUAACCGUAUCCAACGACGGAGCAACCAUCAUGAAACUACUGGAUGUGGUUCAUCCGGCUGGAAAAAUGCUGGUGGAUAUCGCGAAGAGCCAGGAUGCUGAAGUUGGUGAUGGGACCACGACAGUGGUUUUGCUUACUGCAGAAUUUCUAAAACAAGUCAAGCCUUUUAUCGAAGAAGGAGUACAUCCACAAGUGAUAAUCAAAGGUUUCCGGAAGGCAACGGAAAUGGCUAUUGACCGUGUCAAAGAGUUAUCAGUGAAAAUAAAAAAAGAUGAUCCAGCCGGAUUACGAGCAAUUCUGGAACGUUGCGCCCAGACGACUCUCAGCUCAAAACUGCUGUGUGCGAACCGAGAGUUUUUUGCGAAAAUGGCUGUAGAUGCCGUAAUGCUACUUGGUGAUUUACUGCCAUUGGAUAUGAUCGGUAUAAAGAAAAUCACCGGUGGUGGACUGGAGGAUUCGAUUCUCGUGGCGGGUGUUGCUUUUAAGAAGGCUUUUUCAUAUGCUGGAUUUGAAAUGCAACCGAAGCAUUUUAAGAAUGCAUUGAUAGCCAUAUUGAACAUUGAACUGGAACUUAAAGCGGAAAAGGAUAAUGCCGAAGUCCGCGUGGAGGAUGUCGAUGAAUAUCAAAAAAUUGUUGAUGCCGAAUGGCAAAUCUUAUACAACAAGCUGCAAGCCAUCCACGAUAGCGGCGCUAAAGUGGUUCUGUCUAAACUGCCGAUCGGUGAUGUGGCAACUCAGUGGUUUGCCGAUCGUGAUAUGUUCUGUGCUGGACGUAUCCCUCAAGAAGAUCUCAAACGUGUCCAGAAGGCAUGCGGUGGAUCCAUCCAGACGUCCGUCCAGAACUUAUCAAAGAACGAACUGGGGACGUGUGGAGAUUUUGAAGAGCGCCAAGUUGGUGGCGAACGGUUCAAUUUCUUUACGGAAUGCCCACUGGCUAAGGCCUGUACGCUCGUUUUGCGAGGUGGCGCGGAGCAGUUUAUCGACGAGAUGGAACGAUCGCUGCAUGAUGCCAUUAUGAUCGUUCGUCGGGCUCUGAAGCAUGACAGUGUAGUAGCGGGUGGCGGAGCCAUCGAGAUGGAGCUGAGCAAAUUUUUGCGAGAUUAUGCCCGCACCAUUCCGGGCAAACAGCAGCUGAUCAUCAGUGCGUAUGCCCGCGCACUGGAAUGCGUCCCACGGCAACUGUGCGACAAUGCUGGCUUUGAUUCCACAAACAUCCUCAAUGAAUUACGCCAGAAGCACGCCCAAGGAGCGAAGUGGUAUGGGAUCAACGUUUUUACCGACGGCAUCGCGGAUAAUUACGCAGCCUGUAUUUGGGAGCCAUCCCUGGUGAAAAUUAAUGCACUGACAGCGGCAUCGGAAGCCUGUUGUCAGAUUUUGUCCGUGGAUGAAUUGAUCAAACACUCCAAGGGUGCUAAUGAAUAUCAGGCUCCUGAUGUUUUGCCUGGACGUGGUCGGGGCCGACCGAUGUAGCUUGACUACUGACUUCUAGUGUCUCGUUCCUUGUUUUAAGUGAAUUGACAGUUUAGUGGAUCAUUUUUGUAGUCCUGGUUUAUUUGUUGUUUCACUGACUUUUAAGGAGUUUCUUGCGAAUCAGUGUUUGCAUCGUUAUUAGUAACAAAAAUUCUUCAAAAGAGAUAA
Messenger RNA from Paramacrobiotus metropolitanus, 2030 nucleotides. RefSeq names its product T-complex protein 1 subunit eta-like. Gene Ontology annotation, cellular component: chaperonin-containing T-complex. The record is from RefSeq and is a predicted model, not a curated record. Gene Ontology annotation, biological process: protein folding. Gene Ontology annotation, molecular function: ATP binding; ATP hydrolysis activity; ATP-dependent protein folding chaperone. Lineage: Eukaryota; Metazoa; Tardigrada; Eutardigrada; Parachela; Macrobiotidae. The transcript is spliced from 8 exons. The coding region runs from base 222 to 1862 and encodes 546 amino acids.